GUUAGGGAACGGAGAGAUGGGUGUGAGUGGAGCACCAGAUUUCUUCUACAAGGAGGCUCAACGGCUCGGCUACGUGGCUCGCUCAGCCUUCAAGCUGCUUCAGAUACAGAAACAGCACAAGCUCAUCAACCCCGGCUCUUCCGUUCUCGACCUGGGUUGCGCUCCCGGCGCGUGGCUUCAAGUGGCCUGUCAGAGCCUGGGCCCCAUCCACAGCGGCGGCUCCGUCCUCGGCAUCGAUGUGAAGAAGCUGAAGCCUCCCCCUCUUCACUGCGAUUCUAGGGUUCGAACCAUCUCUGCAGACGUCAUGAACCUCUCUCACAAUCAACUCAGAGAUCUCUCUCCUCACAAAAAUGGCUUUUCUGUCAUUCUCUCAGACAUGUGUCCCUUGGUUUCUGGAAUCACUACAAAAGACGCCGCUUUGUCUUUUGAGUUAGGGAUGCGAGCGGUGGAUUUGGCUCUUGGUAGCAGAGUUUGUCCAAGUGAAGAAGAGAAUGGAGAAGGAGAAGAAGGAGUGUUGCAAGUUGGAGGGAACCUUAUUAUAAAGCUUUUGGAGAGUGAAGAUGCCAAAGAAAUCAGCCACAUUUCUAAACCGUUCUUUAGGAAGUCUUCAUGGCUCAGACCUAAAGCCACAAGACCUUCGUCCAGAGAGAUCUAUUUGAUUUGUCAAGGUUUAAAGCCACACAACGCCAACAUUUAGAUUCUUCUAAUUACUCUACUUGUCAAGUUCAUGAUUUUUCUAAGUCAGGGUGUAAGUAAAUGUUUAACAUUGUAAUUGCUAUUAAUACAUUUCAAAAUUGCUCACAUUUAAUAAAAUUUCAAAGCAUUUCUU
Molecule: messenger RNA, 829 nt
Organism: Abrus precatorius (Indian licorice)
Lineage: Eukaryota; Viridiplantae; Streptophyta; Magnoliopsida; Fabales; Fabaceae
Product: ribosomal RNA large subunit methyltransferase E
Exons: 2
Coding region: 17-697 (226 amino acids)
Biological process (GO): RNA methylation
Molecular function (GO): rRNA (uridine-2'-O-ribose)-methyltransferase activity
Source: RefSeq, a predicted model, not a curated record